GGCAGUCAGAUCGCUGACGCAGAGAGUACGUCAGCUGUUUUGUUAAGGCUCUUAGCAGAGGUGCGUGCGUGUUCCCGUCCGCCGUCAUCGGGAAUGGUGUUGCAUUGUUGACUUGGAGAGACAUUUCUCUCUUGUCGUGUCGUUACACGUACUCGCAACGGUCUCACAUUCCUUUGUUCAUCCCGUGUGCGCCCAGAAGGGAGAGAGAAAGACUGUGUGGUGUGUGUGAAAGAGAGAGAAAGAGAGAGAGAGAAGAGGAGAGAGGGAGACAGAGAGAAACGCAGUGGCCUGGCGCUUCGCUCACGGGCGGUCUCACGAGCGAGCCGUCGUGCGAUUGCAAAGUCGCAUCGUCGCCUCGUAAACUCGCAACCGCGUCGCUCUGCUCGAGCAUCUCUCACUCGUUCUUCGCCGAAAUUCUCCCUCGGUUAUUACCCGCAGCGUGCUACUCCGUAGUGUUCACGGAAAGAAGAAGAAGAAGAAAAAAGUCCAGCACGUCGUCGCUCGGCGAUUCGUUACGCGGCGGCCACACUCGACGGACAAGCGAGAGAGUUUCUCGGUGGUUUCGGACCCAUCAUCGAGCGCUGUUGUUGUGCGCGACCCGUACGAGCUGAGGGAAAGCAGAGAAGAGAGGAGAAAGAGAGAGAGAGAAGCCGUUGUGGACUAUGGCACAGCCGACGAGCAGCGCGUUACGGGCGCUAGCCCUCGAGUACAAGAGCCUGCAAGAGGAGCCCGUCGAAGGCUUCCGCGUCAAGCUCGUCAACGAGGACAACAUGUUCGAGUGGGAAGUCGCGAUCUUCGGGCCGCCAGACACACUCUACCAGGGCGGUUAUUUCAAGGCACACAUGAAGUUCCCGCCGGAUUAUCCGUAUAGUCCACCAAGCAUUCGUUUCAUGACAAAAGUUUGGCACCCGAAUGUAUAUGAGAACGGCGACCUGUGUAUAUCAAUUCUGCAUCCACCCGUAGACGACCCACAGAGUGGCGAGCUGCCCUGCGAGAGGUGGAAUCCAACGCAAAAUGUCAGGACCAUCCUCUUAUCGGUAAUCUCGUUGCUGAACGAGCCCAACACAUACAGCCCUGCCAAUGUCGACGCCUCGGUGAUGUAUAGACGCUGGCGCGACUCCAAAGGAAGAGACAAAGAAUAUGAAAAUAUCAUAAGGAAACAAGCCCAAGCUGCCAAGAUGGAAGCCGAAAAGGAGGGUAUCGUCGUGCCCGUGACAUUGGAAGAUUACUGCAUAAAGACUCGGGCUAGGCCGGCCGAACAGCAGCUAGACAUGACGGACUUCUACGACGACGAAUAUGAGUUGGACGACGACGAGGAUGAGCAACUCAGCGCAACCGAUUACGAGGAUGGCGACGACAGUGGCAACGGAGAAUCGUGAUCCAUUUCUUAGAUGAUAAUACAUAAAAAGAAACUCGAUACGCUAAAUAUUAUCAGUUCUGUAUAGAUUAAUAAAUUAAUGAGCUUCUAAACCGGACGCUCUCUCUCUCUCUCUCUCUCUUCUUUUUUCUUCUUCUUUUUUCUUUCUGUCUCUUUGGACGCGCUACCGAAAUUUAAGUGAGUGUUUCCUUGCUCAAAGAGCCGAUGCGUUAUGGAAAAUUUCAGUAGAGUAUCGCGUACGUCUCUAGAAGUAUCAUCGUCAAUUAUCACACGCGCUUCUGCCCGAACAAAUCAUCUGCGGUCUGUUAUAGUCAAUUUUUCAAUUGAAAAGUAAAGAUGGAAGGAAGCAUCCUUUCUCACUCGCCAUCCAUAAGUCCACGUAUCACGUGCUUUCGCGAUCUUCAAGAUUUCAUUGCGCAAAGUGAUGAUAACUAUUGCCCGCUCGACGAUAGUUUGUGUAAAAGACACCAGUUUUUUAAUAGAGAAAUUCGAGCACUGUCGUCCAACGACGGGCACUUGGAGCAUUAACGACCAUCGUUAUAUGAAAUCAUUGAGAAUUCCGUGUUUACAAGCUCUUUAACUUAAGCAAUAUACUACGGUAUGCGUAUAAAAGUACUUCGAUAGGAGCACUGUGCUUGUUGUGUUGUGGCUGGCACCUCGAUCUUUCAAACCAGGACCAAUUGAUUUACCUAGCAGGGACUAACGUUCGAUAAAGACGAUCGUAAUGUAAGUAAACACGAUGAUUGACUCUGUAUUGGGCAUCUAGUUUCACGCCAUGUUCAAAGUUGUGUGUGGGUACGUCAAUUGAUCCUAAACGUAAUAUACCUACUACUAUGAAAUUUGCAUUGAAUAAUAAAUUUGCGUUUUGUUUCACAAUUAUUUAUGUUGUAACACCGAGCGCAUUCAGCGAAGAAUUCAAUAUAGAAAUAAGAGAAAAAAGAAACGAGCUGCCGAAGAAGACCCGUCUGAAAAGGAAAAAAAAAAAAAAAAUAUAUAUAUAUAUAUAACGAAUUGUACUAUUAUAAUACCCAGCGAUAUGAUUCAUCGAUAUCAGUCAUGAUUACUUAUCUAUGUACGUGCGAAAUAUUAUAUGUCGUAUCGGCAUCUUUCUUUGCCGUAUUGUUUUAUGUCCGAGACAGAGCGAGAGAGUCAUGAAUAAUCAAUGUUAAUUAUUACUUCGCAGGUCUUCAACGGCAGACGUAAUCAUAAUAAUUUUUAGAGUUAGACACAUGUAACUUUUGCUACCAAUACCUUAAUUUUGAUUGUUAACAACACUAAAUGUUUUCUAGGAGAAACAACGGUCGUGUGAAAACUCGUACGCGCAUAAUGUUACAGCCACAAAGUUAGUUUGGCUUAUAAUUUUCGUUAAGAUCUCUUCGUAAUAAGUAUUAUCUGUCACGAGGGAAUAAAGGCUUUCCAAAGAUGGUAUUGGUUGAGCGUAAAAAAGAAGAAAAAGUAAUUACUUAAACGAAAG
Molecule: messenger RNA, 2852 nt
Organism: Odontomachus brunneus
Lineage: Eukaryota; Metazoa; Arthropoda; Insecta; Hymenoptera; Formicidae
Product: ubiquitin-conjugating enzyme E2 R2
Exons: 5
Coding region: 663-1379 (238 amino acids)
Biological process (GO): protein polyubiquitination; ubiquitin-dependent protein catabolic process
Molecular function (GO): ubiquitin conjugating enzyme activity
Source: RefSeq, a predicted model, not a curated record